This is a messenger RNA of Magnusiomyces paraingens, 2037 nucleotides long. RefSeq lists its product as uncharacterized. The record is from RefSeq and is a predicted model, not a curated record. The transcript has a single exon. Bases 1 to 2037 code for a protein of 678 amino acids. NCBI's taxonomy places the organism in Eukaryota, Fungi, Ascomycota, Dipodascomycetes, Dipodascales, Dipodascaceae.
AUGAAUACCCAAAAUCCUCCUCGCACACCUUCACCGCCGUCAUCUGCACCGGAUCCAGCCAUGUGGGUUCCUCCAACCCCUCGCUAUGCACCAAUUGAUGAGCCCGAUAACUUCCCUGGAAUUUCUAAAUCCUAUAUUGCCAAAUCGCGUCAACUUGAAGAAGCUGCUGCUGCUCAAUCUUCUCAACGUUCUUCCAAACUCCUUACUCGCACACCGGCUCAACAGAUUGUUGAUAGAAGGCAUCGGAGGCAUGUCUCAGGUGAAGCUUCGCCCUGGGGUCACAAUAUGAGUGUGAUGAAGGGUCCCUCUGCUCUUUACUUUCCCCUUACUCCAGAACAAACACCUGCUCGCAAGAAGAAGCGACAACUUGAUACCAUUCAGCGCACAACCUCUAGUUCUUCCUCUGUGGAAUCCACCGCAAGUACUUCCACCACACAGUUUCGUAACACCAGUCAGACUCAUUCUUCUGGUAGAAUAAUAUUCCCUCCAAACACAAAUAUAGCUGGAAGUGGGCGCUCAUACCAUCGUCCACGACCAGUUUUGGCACUUGCGAAACCAUCUGAUCAAAUCGUUGUUGAUUCUUCGCAUUCGGAAACUAUUUCUUUGACAAGAAAUGUUAACAUUGGCAGUAAUCAAGUAGCAUCAACUCCAUCAUUAUCAUUAUCAUCACCAUCACAAUCACAUCUCCAACUGCAUGAAUCCACCAGUACCUUAUCGACUCCAAGACAAAAAGCAGAUACAUCUGUAUGCAGAGUGCCAUCUCCUUUACGUCAAGAUCAUUUAUCUCCUCGCAAGCGUCAGAUCCAAGAACAAAACAAUCAACAAUCACAACAACAAACACAUUUUCAAAUUUUCCAUGAUAUGCAGCAUUCUUCCACUAAUUCACAUUCUCAGAUCAAACCCGCAAGUCCGGCAAAAAAGACACAAAAUGCAUUUGUUUCUAAGCUUUUGCUUUCUGCGAAAAAAUCUAAAAUUACACCAAAUAACAAGGAUCUGUCUUUUAUUUCAACUUUGGCUGCUCCAGGUCUCUCUAAAAAGAUUAAGGACAAUGACAUUUUCACCAAAAACGUGAAGAGAGGAGUUGACAAGGCUGAAUAUGACACAGAUGGUAUCCCAAAGGGUCUUUUGGACGAAGUGGAUGCUGAGGACGAAGAAUAUUACAAAAACCAUCCUCACCACCCUGUUGACUAUUCAACUGUUCCAGGAAUGUGGUGUGUAUUUCGUGGGAAAAAAGUCUUCAGACCUUUUCCUGAAGGUGACCCUAAGUGUAAUAAGAUUACACCCUGCGUUCUAUUCCCCAAGAAAGAUUCACGCUCUCUUGAGGAAUCAUGUACACCUAUUCCUCAGCGACGUGAAUCCCAAUCUCCUGUGGCUGUAGCUGCUGCUACAUCUAGCUCUCUACACAGCCCUAGUUCCACCCCUAUGAUUCCCCUUUCUCCAUUUCCACGUGUUGAAUCUUCCAACAGAAGCAGAAAAAGGUCGAUGAGCCCAGCGCUCUCGCUGCACGAGGACGACGAUCUGGGUCUCCCGGUUUCUAUUGUUUCGGGCUCAGCAUCAGUAGUGCCGCAAUUAACUUCUUCUUCUUCUGUUUCACCAUCAUCGUCAUCCCCUCCAAAGCGCAGACGCUUGAUGGUGCCUUCACCAUCUUCCACAGAACGUAUCACCCGGUCUAAAAGUCUUUUGAUGGCACAAAAGCAAUUUCAAGGAACAUUUUUACCUCCACCGAUAUCAGCUCCUGCUGCUGCAGGCUCUCGUUCUUUGACAGCAACUGUCUCAGUAACUGAUUUGGAAGACGAAAUGACUGACCAUGAAGACAGUGCACCACUUGUCGGCACAGUGACUCCCCGCAAAAGUUCGUCCAUAGAUUCUGUAAUGACUGUUUCUUCUACCCAUGGCAUUUUGGCGGCAGCUACAGUUUCUCUUCUUCAACCUUCAGCCUCUGCACCUAACACUCAGCAUCAUCAACACUCUCAUCACCAUCAGACUCCUCAUACUCCACGCACAAGCAUAAAUCGGAAUCCGAGGUUUUUCAGAUGA